Morus notabilis is the source of this 1096-nucleotide messenger RNA. Its product is annotated as putative anthocyanidin reductase. Gene Ontology annotation, molecular function: oxidoreductase activity, acting on the CH-OH group of donors, NAD or NADP as acceptor. The transcript is spliced from 5 exons. The record is from RefSeq and is a predicted model, not a curated record. Bases 8 to 1030 code for a protein of 340 amino acids. Lineage: Eukaryota; Viridiplantae; Streptophyta; Magnoliopsida; Rosales; Moraceae.
UGCAACAAUGGAGAAGAAUGGAUGCAAAGUAUGCGUCACCGGAGGUGCGGGCUAUAUUGCUUCUUGGCUCAUCAACAAGCUCUUGCACAAGGGAUACACUGUUCAUGCAACUCUAAGGAACUUGGGUGAUGAGUCCAAGGUAAGACUUCUGAAGAGCUUCACUGGCGCAGAGAAAAGAUUGGUGUUGUUCAAAGCUGACAUUUACAAACCACAUGAAUUUGAGAAUGCCAUUCAAGGCUGCAAAUAUGUCUUCCACGUCGCAACUCCCUUGCAACACACCCGUGGAUCGGAUCUGUACAAGAACAUGACUGAGGCCACAAUAGCCGGGGCAAAGAGCAUGUUAGAGUCGUGUGUGAGAUCGGGAACCGUGAAGCGACUAAUCUACACAGGCAGUGUGGUUGCUGCUUCUCCAUUGAGAGACGACGGGAGUGGUUUUAAGGACUUAAUGGAUGAAACCUGUUGGACUCCGUUGGAUAUCCCAAUUCCUUACAGUAAUGAUGCCCUCAAGGCCUAUCAAGAUUCAAAGACUCUAGCCGAGAAAGAACUAUUGGAGCACUACUUGGGCAACAAAAGUGGCGGCCAAUUGGAGGUGGUAAGCCUUGCGUGUGGCCUUGUCGGAGGAGAAACAGUUUUGCCUUUCGCACCGGCUAGCACGGCAAUGUUUUAUUCUCAGCUAACAAACAAUGAAGUCUAUUACAAUUCACUCAAGUACUUAGAGGAAUUGAUCGGCAAGGUGCCUAUUAUCCACAUAGAUGAUGUGUGUGAAGCCCAUAUAUUUUGCAUGGAGAAUCCUUCCAUCCACGGCAGAUUCUUAUGCGCUACCUCCUGCAUCUCAUGCGUGGAAAUUGCUAGCUACUAUCAACGAAAUUAUCCACAAUUCCAUGUCAAGAAAGAGUACUUGGAGGGGCCAAAGAGGAAAAUUGCGUUAGAUUCCUCAAAGCUUAUUGAGAAGGGCUUUGUAUACAAGUACGACGCCAAGAUGAUAUUGGAUGAUAGCAUUAGUUGUGCGAAGAGAUUGGGUGAUCUCUAGUAAUAUAAAACUCUGUUUUGUUUUUUAUUUUUUUUAUUUUUUCUUUUCUGCUCUCCUUUAACUUGU